Messenger RNA from Acanthopagrus latus (yellowfin seabream), 2176 nucleotides. RefSeq names its product butyrophilin subfamily 3 member A2-like. The coding region runs from base 16 to 1569 and encodes 517 amino acids. The record is from RefSeq and is a predicted model, not a curated record. NCBI's taxonomy places the organism in Eukaryota, Metazoa, Chordata, Actinopteri, Spariformes, Sparidae. The transcript is spliced from 10 exons.
GGUGACAGCCUAUCAAUGAUUUACCCACUUUGGGCGUGCAGUCCGCUGAACUCACACAUCAAACUACAGAACUGGUUGCUUCAGAUGGCUGUACUACCUCCACUCAGAACCGUUAGCGUGCUGGUUGUCCAUCUUCUCCUAACAUCCUUUUGUAGAGGUCAGUUUAAGCUAAUUGGUCCAACUCAGCCAGUAGUGGCAAGAGUCAGCGAUGACAUCAUCUUGCCAUGUCAUUUAGAACCUGCAGUGGAUGUUGGAGCCAAGACACUGGAGUGGACGAGACCUGACCUGAAACCUAGAUUUGUCUUUGUGUGGCGUGCUGGCCAGGACCAUGUAAAUGUAAAAAAUCCAUCCUAUGAGGGAAGAACAUCACUGUUGAUUGGUGAACUGAAGCAUGGAAACAUUUCACUGAAACUGUCCAAAGUGAAAACUUCGGAUGAGGGAAGAUACAAAUGCUACAUUCCAGAAAUGAAAAUUGAUUCUACUGUUGAGCUUGUUGUUGUGGCUGUGUCCUCACCUGUCAUCAGUCUCUCGGGGAUUGAUCAAAACAGUGGACGUGUUGUUCUACAGUGUAACUCUACCGGCUGGUAUCCAGAACCUGAGGUGUUCUGGCUGGACGGUGAGGGAAACCUCCUCUCUGCUGGACCUACAGAGACAGUCAGAGGUCCUGAUGACCUCUAUACUGUCAGCAGCAGAGUGACUGUGGAGAAGAGACACAGCAACAGCUUCACCUGUAGAGUCCAACAGAACCACAUCAACCAGAUCAGAGAGACACAGAUACAUGUUCCAGAUUCUUUCUUUGAUCAGUCCAAUUUUUUUACUAUCCUUGGUUUGGCUGUUGUUUUGGCUUUUAUUUUGGCUCUCAGCAUCCUGCUUUCUUUACUUUGUGUGAGGAGAAGAAAAAAAAACAAGACUGAGAAUAGUCACAGCGAUGAAACUGAUCAAGGACAGAAUAACCACUCUAGAGGUGCCAAAGGUGAAGAACAGAUUUCAGCUGAAGAAAGGCAGACAAUGAUGCAGGAAUCAGUGCAAAUGCAGGACCCUCCAGUCCAGUCUACUUCAGUCUCGUCUGCUCCAGUCCAGUCUUCAUGCUUCUCGAUCAAAUGGCCGUUAGUUACCAGGCAGAGGUUCAAGGAGGAGAAGCAGAAGUUAAAGGAGGAGCAGCAGGAGUUAAAGGAGGAGCAGCAGAAGUUAAAGGCGGAGCAGCAGAAGUUAAAGGCGGAGCAGCAGAGGAGGGAGAAAGCUGAGAACAAAAUUCAGAUCAUGGAGAAGGAGCUGCAGAAGUCAAAGAAGGAAAAGCAGAAGUUAAAGAAAGAACAGCAAACGUUAAAGGAGGAGCUGCAGAAGUUAAAGGACGAGCAGCAGAAGUUAGAGAAGGAGCAGCAGAAGUUAAAGAAGGAGCAGCAGAAGUCAGAGAAGGAGCAGCAGAAGUCAGAGAAGGAGCAGCAGAAGUCAGAGAAGGAGCAGCAGAAGUCAGAGAAGGAGCAGCAGAAUUUCAAGGAGGAGCUCAAGGAGAAGACCAGGGAGUUCCAGGCGGAGAAGGAGAAAGAUGUGGUAGCUGAAAAGGAGUAAAGCAGCUAAAAGAGGAGCUGGAGACCAAGCAGAGUUUCUGGUAGCAGGACAACAUCAGCUGUGACAUUUAAGAGCCAUGAGGAAACGUCUUCCAUCCAUAAUGCCAUACCACAUAUUUUGCUCAUCUGGAAUUAACAAAAUAAGACCAUGUUUUAUUUGUGGAGAAAAAGCCUGUACUAAUGUCCAGUUUCAUUUAUCUUGUCUAUUUUUAUAACACUAGUGUAUAUAUAUGUAUAUUUAACUUAAAGAAUGCUCUUCACUGUUUGGGCAAAAUAUGUUAAAAUCUCAAAUAUUGAACUUAUAAAGAGUCACUAAGUACUUUUAUUUUAUCAUUUUGCUUGAUUAUAAAUUAAUAUUAAAACUUCUUGUCAACUAGUGAGCAAAAGUAACUAUGUCACAGUUGUCAUCUGGAUGGACUUUACAGUUCACUAACUUCUUUAUUCUUUUAUAAAUCCAAAGACUUGACAGGAAAGAUGAUUUUUGUUAUUCUAUUUAUGUUUUGUAUUGUUUGAAAAUGAAUUGAUACCAUUUAGCAAUUUUUUUCUAUAUUAAAAGACAAAUGUCAUAAAUACAUGUUCCCAAAUAAAUGUACUUUUACAGUAUAUAU